Messenger RNA from Phymastichus coffea, 1898 nucleotides. RefSeq names its product alpha-L-fucosidase-like. Gene Ontology annotation, cellular component: lysosome. Bases 135 to 1556 code for a protein of 473 amino acids. The record is from RefSeq and is a predicted model, not a curated record. Gene Ontology annotation, biological process: glycoside catabolic process; fucose metabolic process. NCBI's taxonomy places the organism in Eukaryota, Metazoa, Arthropoda, Insecta, Hymenoptera, Eulophidae. The transcript has 6 exons. Gene Ontology annotation, molecular function: alpha-L-fucosidase activity.
UUACUCUAUACGAGUAUAUUAUUUCAUAAGAUUGUUUUUAACAAUUAAAUUGAUUAGAUAAGACUCGGCUGUUUAUAAAAAAAUACGAUAGGAGAAAGCUCAAAUGUUCGCAGUGUGGAUUACUACAUUACAAAAUGAUAACAUACAAAGUUUUAUUAAUUCUUUGGUUUUCUGUGAUAUAUUCUUUUUGUGAAAACUCCUAUUAUAAAGGUUCUGAUUCAAACAUUGAUGGCUUACAAAUUUAUGAGUUCAACAAAAGGUAUGUGCCUACAUGGGAAAGCUUAGAUAGUAGACCAAUUCCACCUUGGUUUGAUGAUGCCAAAUUCGGUAUUUUUAUCCACUGGGGUGUGUUUAGUGUACCAAGCUUUGGUUCAGAAUGGUUUUGGACAAACUGGGAAAAUGGAGUUCAAAAAUAUAUAGAUUUUAUGAAACAAAAUUACAAGCCAAGUUUUACAUACCAAGAUUUUGCUAGAGAUUUCACUGCAGAAUUUUACAAUGCUACUCAGUGGAGUGAAAUGUUUGAAGCAUCAGGGGCACAGUAUAUUGUUCUCACAAGCAAGCAUCAUGAAGGAUAUACACUAUGGCCAUCCAAAUAUUCAUUUAGUUGGAAUGCAAAGGAUGUUGGUCCACACAGAGAUUUAUUAGGAGAAUUAGCAACAGCAAUAAGGAAAAAUACAAAAUUAAGAUUUGGACUUUAUCAUUCAUUAUUUGAGUGGUAUAAUCCUUUGUAUCUACAUGAUAAAAAAAAUAAUUUUUCCACUAAUCUUUUUGUAACAAAGAAAGUUUUGACCGAAAUGAAAGAAUUGAUUGAAACUUACCAGCCAGAAGUGUUGUGGUCAGAUGGUGAUUGGGAAACCACAGAAAAAUAUUGGAAGUCUAAAGAAUUUUUAGCUUGGCUCUACAGUGAAAGUCCUGUUAAAGAAACUAUUGUGGUCAAUGACAGAUGGGGGCAAAAUACAUCUUGUCAACAUGGAGAUUUUUAUAAUUGUCAAGAUCGUUAUAAUCCUGGGAUUCUACAAAAGCAUAAAUGGGAAAAUGCCAUGACUAUUGACAAACGUUCAUGGGGUUUUAGAAGGAAUGCUCCAUUAGAAGAUUACUAUACUCUCAAAGAGCUCGUUAAAGAGCUUGUCAUUACCGUAAGCACUGGUGGUAAUCUCUUGAUGAACGUUGGUCCAACAAAAGAUGGUAUCAUAUCACCGAUUUUCGAGGAAAGAUUACGCGGCAUGGGACGUUGGCUAAAAACUAACGGCGAAGCAAUUUAUAAAACUAAACCAUGGAUAUUGCAAAAUGACACUAUAAAUAGCCAUGUAUGGUACACUAGUAGCAAAAUCAAUAAUGAUCUGUUUGCUACUCUACUUUCUUGGCCAAAUAAUAACACCGUAAGACUGAGUCUUCUUAUUAAAACUACUAAUAAAACAAAAAUAUCGCUUUUAAAUAGCCAAGAGAACAAACUGAAAUGGCUUCAAAAACCAGAUGCUCUUUACAUCUUCUUACCAGUUAUAGUUCCAACGGAAGAACCAGCUUGGGUAUUGCGUUUAACUAACUUGAAUGAGUGAAUAAUAAAAAGGACUUUUUCUAUGUUCUAUUUCUUUGUCUAUCAUAUUAAAAAAGAUAUAUUGAUUCAAUUCAUAUAUCUGUAUAAGUCACUUUUGUGGAAAACAAAAUCGGACAGGAUAGCCGUUAUUGAUAAGUUUACAAACUAUGUUCUAAACUUUUGAUAAAAUAUAUCAAGUCGCGAAUUACUAGAAAUAUCAUUUUUCUCGGGCUGGAAGAUUCUUAUUCAAAUGAUAGCACAGAUAACAAAGCUAUAUUCAUUCGAAACGAAAAACCGGAGUAGAUAGUAUUUUAUAGAAACUGAAUACUUGGAGAUUGUUACUGAAUAACAAUAUUAAACCUAU